GCGUUGGAGCCGGGGCGGCCGUGACGUGGCAAAGAGAGAGAGAAAGAGAGAGCUAAGAGAGAGCCAGGCUCCCCCGACACAGAUUAGCCCCGGUGCGCGGACGCCGCGGACGCCCUUCGCCUGCUCCCGAGGCUCAGCUGGUUUCGCCGUCUCUGCGGGAGCGAGAGAGGAAGGAGGAGGAGGAGGAGGAGGAAGAGAAGUAGCGAGAAAGAGGGACCGGGGCCUCUUGCUUUCGCCUUCCCCGCCGCCGCCUUCACACUCGGCCCGCUCCGCUCUUGCGCCGCCGCCGCCGCCGCUACCUCCGCCCAGCCGGGAGCCGCCAUGGGCCUCACCAUCUCCUCCCUCUUCUCGCGCCUCUUCGGCAAGAAGCAGAUGCGCAUCCUCAUGGUUGGUUUGGAUGCUGCUGGAAAAACGACCAUUCUGUAUAAGCUGAAGUUAGGAGAGAUUGUCACUACAAUCCCCACAAUUGGUUUUAAUGUGGAAACAGUAGAAUAUAAAAAUAUCUGUUUCACUGUUUGGGAUGUUGGUGGUCAAGAUAAAAUCAGGCCACUCUGGAGGCAUUAUUUUCAGAACACACAGGGUCUCAUUUUUGUGGUAGAUAGCAACGACAGAGAGAGAAUCCAGGAAGCAGCAGAAGAACUCCAGAAAAUGCUUCAGGAAGACGAGUUGAGAGAUGCAGUGCUGCUUCUCUUUGCAAACAAACAAGACUUGCCAAAUGCCAUGGCAAUAAGUGAAAUGACAGAUAAACUAGGCCUUCAGUCCCUGCGCAACAGAACUUGGUAUGUUCAAGCUACCUGUGCUACACAAGGAACUGGUCUGUAUGAGGGACUUGACUGGCUGUCAAAUGAGCUAUCAAAGCGCUAACUGGAUGACUUUCGCACCAGGGACAUGUUUGAUAUAAGUGGUCUAGGCUUGUUACAUCAAAAUUAGUUUGCAUCUUGGUUAUUAUACAGUACAGUAUCUGGAACUGGUUUGGGCAGGAUAUUACAGCAUUUUGACUUAUUUUGUUGCCAAUUAUUCUUCACCCAAGCUAUAUGUUGCCAGGGUAACAAUAUGCUUGGGUUAAAAAGAAAACUCCUUAAUUUGGAAAAAGUGUAUCUUCUGAUUUUUACUUCUAUUGUUAGCCUAAAUGCCUGAAUAUAGUUGUGACUUUUGAAAUCUGUUUGAAUGCUUCUUGAGCCCCAAUUAAAUUAAGUACAUUUUAAAAAGAUUUUCCCCCUUUUCUUCUUUAAGUUACUGAUAUCUUACUUCAUUCCUUAAGACAGUCUGCUGACUUAAUCUAGCAUUCCAUUUAUAUUUAUUUCUCUCUCUUAUAAAAACACUUCCUAUUAUUGUUCGCCAGAAAAAUGCUCUAAAACACUAUUCAAAUAUUCUGCACUGAGGAACAUUUAAUUAACCCCUUGGGUUCUGUCAACCCACUUUUGCCUUUGUGUGCAUUGAAUCUGAUUGGUAGAACAUUUUUGUGCCAGUUGCAACAAGCUCUUUGAGGUUUUCAAUAUUCAGCAGAUUGUCUUCCUUUAUAUUGUAUCUUUUUUUCUGUUGUUGCAUGUUGCUUUUUGAUAUCAGCCUGUUUUGCCCAGUGUAUAAUAGUUCUGCUAAAGUUUACUGUUUAUUGGUGAACAUAUCUUCAUGAAGACAGAUUUUGGAAAAUUCUUCAGACUCAAUGGAUUAAUUUCUUCAUAACCUACUAAGAAUUAUUCUUAAUAAAAAUGAAACAGAUGUAUAGCUUUGUGUAUGCUCCUUGAAUCUUAAGUUUGUGGAACUGAUAAUAUGAAUGUGUGACAGAUUAUUCUUUUUCAAUAAACGGAGUUUUUUCUGUACUUUGAACACAAACACAGAUCUGAAUAGCCUUUGAAUUGUUUUCAAUUUGGCAAAAAAUUAAGAUGGGCAGUUAAACUUGUGUACAGUGUAGUUGGUUAAUCAUCAAGACUAAAAUCCUGUAAAAGUGUUUUUUGAAGCUGUAAAUCUAAAUUAAAAUGUCCAGAUAUGAGAGUACUAACAGUUGAAAAUUGUAAUAAAGUACAAACUGCCCAAA
This is a messenger RNA of Podarcis muralis (Common wall lizard), 2035 nucleotides long. RefSeq names its product ARF GTPase 4 (gene ARF4). Lineage: Eukaryota; Metazoa; Chordata; Lepidosauria; Squamata; Lacertidae. The record is from RefSeq and is a predicted model, not a curated record. Gene Ontology annotation, molecular function: GTPase activity; GTP binding.